Messenger RNA from Manihot esculenta (cassava), 1561 nucleotides. Its product is annotated as putative receptor-like protein kinase At4g00960. The transcript has 6 exons. Gene Ontology annotation, molecular function: ATP binding; protein kinase activity. The record is from RefSeq and is a predicted model, not a curated record. Bases 235 to 1428 code for a protein of 397 amino acids. NCBI's taxonomy places the organism in Eukaryota, Viridiplantae, Streptophyta, Magnoliopsida, Malpighiales, Euphorbiaceae. Gene Ontology annotation, biological process: protein phosphorylation.
CUCAUUUAUAAUCUGCAAAAAAAGUACAAAAACAGCUUCAAAGGCAUCAUCAUAUUUUGCUUUAGAAAAAUCCCAGAAACAUUUUGCUUUGUCUUCCUCCCAAUUCCUCACCAUCUCUCUGGACCUGAAGAAAAUUUCCCACAAAUCAAGAUCACAAUUUUUUUCUCCUGAAUUUAGAGCUCAGAUUUUCUGUUGUUUUCCCAUGGGCCUAGUUUCUAUCAAUUCCUGAAAACCAUGACAAAGUCCAAGAAUUUCUUUCAGAAUCUGGUAAAGCCUUUCAAGUUGAGUUCGAGCAGAGAGGGACCAAGUGAAGAGGAUUUAGACCAGAUUGCGGCUCAGGAACAGAAGCAUUUUGCGUUUGAUGCCUUAGUCUCCGCCACCAGAGAUUUUCACCCAACUCAAAAGCUUGGUGAAGGUGGAUUUGGACCUGUCUAUAGGGGGAAGUUGGCUGAUGGGAGAGAAAUUGCAGUGAAGAAGUUGUCCCAUAGCUCAAAUCAAGGGAAGAAAGAGUUUAUGAACGAGGCUAAGCUCUUAGCACGAGUCCAGCAUCGGAAUAUUGUAAAUUUGUUAGGAUAUUGUGUAUAUGGAAUGGAGAAGCUAUUGGUUUAUGAAUACGUUGCUAACGAGAGUCUUGACAAGUUUCUCUUCAAAUCCAACAGGAAAGAGCAGCUUGAUUGGAAGCGGAGGUAUGAUAUCAUAACGGGUAUAGCGCGGGGAUUGCUUUACCUUCACGAGGACUCGCACAAUUGCAUCAUCCACCGUGACAUCAAGGCUAGCAAUAUUUUACUUGAUGAUAAGUGGGUUCCUAAGAUUGCUGAUUUCGGUAUGGCUCGCCUCUUCCCUGAAGACCAAUCACAUGUCAAUACCCGAGUCGCAGGGACAAAUGGUUACAUGGCUCCAGAAUAUGUUAUGCAUGGGCAUUUGUCGGUGAAGGCAGAUGUAUUUAGCUUUGGGGUUGUGGUUCUGGAGCUUAUCAGUGGCCAGAGGAAUUCAGCAUUUAGACAAUCAGUUGAUGCUCAAAAUCUACUUGAUUGGGUAUAUAAGCUCUACAAAAGGGACAGGAGUUUGGAGGCCAUGGAUCCAACAUUAGCAUCAUCAGCAGCCAAUGACCAAGUAAAACUCUGCAUUCAUAUAGGGCUGCUGUGCACACAAGGCGAUCCGCAGUUAAGGCCAAAUAUGCGACGCGUAGUCAUCAUGUUAUCAAAAAGACCUGGAAAUCUAGAAGAACCAACUAGACCUGGAAUACCCGGUAGCAGAUAUAGAAGAUCUCGCAGGCCGCCGGGAAUGUUCUCCACCGCCGGAACAUCCGGUGACUCUGAUUCUCGGACUUCUGACUACAGCUUAAACACAAAUACAGCUACAGCAUCUACCUCAACUCGUACCAGUCCAAGAUUAGAUCCUCAUGGGAAACGUCCUAUGGAAAGCUAACCUUUGUUCAAUACAAAUUUUUGGGUAACUAUUCUUUGUAUGAUAGGUAUAUAAAUUUAGUCUUCAGGCUUGUAAAUGUUAAUGCAAAAUUAGUGGUUAAAUGCAAGAUACUCCCUAAUAUUAUUUUAUUUAC